Molecule: messenger RNA, 4463 nt
Organism: Monodelphis domestica (gray short-tailed opossum)
Lineage: Eukaryota; Metazoa; Chordata; Mammalia; Didelphimorphia; Didelphidae
Source: RefSeq, a predicted model, not a curated record
AGGGGCUUGAGUAGGUUACCAGUCAGCCUCAGCGCUCAGAUCUCUACCACGGAGCUGCUGGCUGCCCCCCCCCAUAGCCCCCUUGGGGGACUUUUUGCCCUUCUCGGCUAUCACCUAAUUGGAGGGGGGGGAUCUGAGAGGAGGGCGGGGGGCAGCUGGCCCUCGAGCUCAGCCCCAUCCGCGAGCUCAGAAAAUCUAGGUGUUGGGGGCGGCCCGGGCAGGGAUUGAGGCAGUCGAGAAGCGGGUAGCUUCUCGCGCCUCCCCACGCCCAGGCCUCCUCCCCCCACCUUUCACACGCUUGGGACUGGAGCCCCGAGCCUGCGCAGUGCGAGCUCAGCGAGCGCCAGUUGCGGCUCCCGGGACUGAAGAUGGCGGACGCCGGCGGUAUCGCCAACACUGGGACAUCCCUCAAGGGGAUGAGAGAACAGUUAGUUGAAAUAAAAAAUAUUAAAAAACCACAGCCGACUAAAGCAACAGUAAAACUACCGAGGGAAGCAGCUGCUGCAGCCCAAGCAAUUGCAGAAGAAAGAAGAAACCAAAGUGGCACUACUAUCAUUUUAACUCCCUCCUCAAAUUUAAAGACAACUAAACCAGUGAUAGAUGGCUCUAUUCUGAAAUCCGAUGAAAGACAAAGACUGGCAAGAGAGCGCAGAGAAGAGCUGGGAAAACAACAAGCUUUUAGAGAAAUACAAUUACUUGAGAAAGAAAAGAAGGCAAAACGCCAAUAUGAAAAACAGAUUGAAGAAAGACAGAGAAAGAUAAAAGAACAGAAAGAGAAAGAACAGCAACGGCGAGCAGCUGUCGAAGAGAAAAGGAGACAAAAAUUAGACGAAGAAAAGGAACAUUUUGAGGCAAUGGUUAACCGUACUUUGGAACGUAGCAACCGCCUGGAACAGCGACAGAAGAGAUGGUCAUGGGGAGGCUCUGUAACACCAGAUUCAGACAGCAAAUCUGGUCUGUCAAGUGCUACCCUACCCAAUCCUGUAGAUUUAGUUGACAAACUACCUUCUUCCACAGAGCCACAGACUGAAGAAGGUGGAUCCAGUGGCAACAAACAUACUUCAUCUACAUUGAAUCUCAGGCAGACAGAUUCCGUUAUCAAUAAACGUUUGUCUACAUCUUCAGCAACUCUUCCAAAUUCUGACAAGACUCGGCGCUUUCAGAUCAGUGCUCUGGAGAAUAGUAUAAUCACUCGCCUUCUCACCCCUACACUCGCCUCUUUAGCUAGAUGCAAAAAUGCUGCUGUAUUAUCUGCUGCUGGAAGAGAUCCCUCAGAAUUUCACUCCUGUCCUCGUUCAGCUGUCACCGGGACUUUCAGUCAACCGCUGCAGGCCUCCAGAAUAUCCGUGAGAAGCCGCAGCAUUGACAGACUGAAGAGUUCCACUGUUCAGAAGUCAGAAGUGGACAAACAUGGACCAACUCAUGCUGCAAAGAGAUCGCCAUCACCAUCUCUAUCAACUUGUAAGAGACCACCUUCCCCUGCUAAUGUUAAGCAUCCUCUAUCUCCCUCUGCACCAAACAAAGUCAGUCAGAGAAGUCGCCCACCUUCCCCUAGUACAUUAAAACAGUUGCCAUCAUCUCCCACUACUGGUGCAAAACCAGUUUUUAAGCCUAUUCAGCGUCCUUUGAUUACACCCAAUGUCAGCAGUAUACCCAAAAAGAGCAGAACACCCGAAAUAGAUAGCAAAUCAAAGGACAGAAGUGAAGCCAGAAAACAAGAACCCCAAACAUCACCAGCUUCAGAGAAAGCUGUAAAGACCAAAGAAGUAGAGCCCAGUAGUAAAACUGGACUAGAGACCAUAAGUGCUGAAGAAACUGAUAAAACUUUGAUUGAAAAACAACAAUCUGUUCCGGACCAGAAGGAUCAAGAAGAAGGGGGAAAAGAUCUCAAAGAAGAAGAGGAAAGGAAAGUAAAAGAGGAAACUGAAAAGAAAGCAAUUGAGGCAGAAGAAGAAAGGGAUGCUGGGCACACUCAACUUGGGGAAACAAGCCCACCAGAAGAACAGCAACAGAAGACAGAAGAGGACCAGGAGAGGCUGGCUGCAGAACUCCAGCAGCAGAAGGAGGAAGCUGAAGUGAAGGCCCAGGAGGAAGCUGCAAGGCAGAGGCGGGAGCGUGAACGGAUAAUGGAGCAGAGUGUGCAAGAACGCCUGGAGAGAAAGAAGAGAAUUGAAGAAAUUAUGAAGAGGACCAGAAAGGUUGAACAGAAUUCAGAGCAGAGUGAAGAGAAGUCUAAGAAUGAGGCUAUUGACGAGGAUGAUGCUGUUGAAGCAGACAAAGAAAAUUUGGAAACAGUGGACCCCCUGGUCAAAAUCACUGAAAGUGACUCACCUGAAGAAGUCAAACCCUCAGGAGAACUUAGUGCUACGACGCCUCCUCAGGUACCUUGUGAGAUACAAACCGAAACUACAACCAGCAACGAGACUGACGCACUCAUCACCAAUGGCAAUGAGAUGGCCCCAGAGCCAGAAAAUAGCAAACCUGAUUUGGAUAUGACUCUGGCAACAGACACUAGCCUUUCUGCCAAAGACACGGUUACUCCAAACUCAGAAAUUGUGGAUGCUGUUGAAACCGAGCACACAUCAGACCUGAAUGGAAAAUCCGAUACGUGGACUUUUGAGGAGGUUAUUGAUCUUGAAGAACAUGCCAAAUCUAGCCAACCGAAUUCCAGCAACACUCCCGAUAGCUGUACUCAAAACUCAAAUGAUGCUGCUACAUUUACUCCAAGUCCCAAGUUAGCUUUUGAGGAGGAUUCAGCAACGAAUCCUUUGACCACAUCUGCAGGAAGCAAUUAAGAUCUAGAAACACUCCAUUCCUGGAAGUCUCUGGAUCCCAUCUCAAGGUCUUUCUUCAAGAAGUUCCUUCUUGCUUUCACUCAAGUUCAACCCUGUUAAGAUCAAGUUCUCCAUGUGCACCUUGAGUACUUUCAGGGAGUUACUCAGCUCUCCUGUGUUUGUUUCCUCCCUCUUGGGUUUAGUGAACAUUCAGUGUGGCAAGAUUUCCUGGCAAAGUAUUAUUUCUGGUUCCUUUAAAAAUUUCCUUUAAACCAUCUCUUGCUUGUUUUAUUUUCCCUUUGGCGUAUGCAAAGUGGUGAGGAAGCAUCCAAACUGACUGGUCAAUAUUUUUCUAAAAUGGUAUGCUUGAGAAGGAAAGGAUGCUUCCAGCUCUUAUUUUUAAACCCCUCAGUAACCAUCACCCCUUUACUGUUAGACUGUCAAUGAAUCGAUAUUGGGCAAGUGUUGAUGAGAUCUCUCAGGUAAUGAUCCCACCCUGCUCUCAGGAGCAUUUUCAUAUUGUGGGGAAUACGGACAUUUGGGUGCUUUCACAGUCCUUCAUAUUGUAUUUGGCCUCUCUCUCCCUCCCUCCAUCCCUCCCUCUUUCUCUCUCUCUCUCUCUCUCUCUCUCUCUCUCUCUCUCUCUCUCUCUCUCUCUCUCUCUCUCUCUCUCUCUCUCUCUCUCUCUCCCUCUCUCCCUCUUUCUCUCUCUCCCUCUUUCUCCCUCCCUCCCUCCCUCCCCCUCUCUGUCUCUGUCUCUCUCCCUCCCUCCCUCUCUCUCUCUCUCUCUCUCUCUCUCUCUCUCUCUCUCUCUCUCUCUCUCUCUCUCUCUCUCUCUCUCUCUCUCUCUGUCGCUCUCUCUCUGUCUCCCUCCCUCCCUCUCUCUCUGUCUCUCUUUCUUUUUCUUAUGUGUUCACUACAUUUCCUUACCUAUUAAAGACUGCAUGCAGUCAAUAGGUGCUUUUUAACAGUUUCCCUGCCUUUCUACAGCUUGAAGGGAUGAAUUGCCUCCUUUGAAAUCACUGAAAAGAUCACCAAGUCUUAAGCCCAUGUAAUAAUACAUACACCUGCAUAUAUUCAUGCACAUCAUACAUAAUAUGAAAAUAGUUUCAUCAAACUGUACUUAAACCUGUGCCUGAUACUCAUACGAGUUAAUCAGCCCAACUGCUACUGAAUUUUCAUUAUUGAAUCACCAGUGUUCUGAAGCUGAACUAUGUUCCUUUCUGGAACUCACUCUUGAAUGAGGAGGGAGGCCCUAAGCCUUCCUGAUGUCUCUGGAAUUGUUGGAGGUGAGGACAGUGCCUUAGGUUGGACAGUGGACUUUUGGGUAUUUCAUUUCAUUCACUGAGCUUUUUCAUUUUGCCAGAGACAAUCAGUUUAAGAAAAAAGAUGCAGGUUUCUUUCUGCACACGCAUUAUUUGUUCAAAAAUGUUACAGUUUUGUACGUAUAGAAGUCAAAUAUACUUUGCAGAUGGGCAUUUAUCAUUUUAAUAGUUAACAGUUAUUCUCUAAGAAUAGAACCACUUUCUAACAAAGUUAUGAACAAGGGCAUCUGCAAGAUUCAAUAAAUUACUCACAUUUCCUGUAUCUUUAAUUUUUGUGUUUUAUAACCAUGACAUGUUUCCCCUUCCUCUUUCCAUGCCUCUUCCCUACCUUUUCCUGCAUAAAAUACAGUGUAAAACAGCAAUA